Molecule: messenger RNA, 864 nt
Organism: Frieseomelitta varia
Lineage: Eukaryota; Metazoa; Arthropoda; Insecta; Hymenoptera; Apidae
Gene: Osi15
Exons: 2
Coding region: 60-749 (229 amino acids)
Source: RefSeq, a predicted model, not a curated record
CGGGGCAAACAGUCAAAAUCCUAGUGUCCGUCCUGUUCGAUAGCGAAUCGAUCAUCACAAUGAAGCCAUUGAUCGCGAUAUUGGCGUUGUUUCCCGUUGCGUUUGUCAUGGCUGAGGACGCCAGGAGCGCGGAGAUCAGGCUAACCGAAACGAUGAACGAACUGAAUAAAAGGGACACAAUCAAGAUCUAUGGUGAUAUGAUCACUUUGGAGAAGGUCCAAUUUGCGGAGGAUGAAGAGACUGCUGGAAGAGCUAGCCAGGAUCCUUUAGUGAGCAAGAUCGAAGAGUUCUUGAGGAGCAGGAGAAUUCACGUGCGUCUGCCUAGCGAUGGAUCUUCCGCAGACAUGUUCGGAAGAGCUUUGGGUCAGAAAGAUGUGGCGAUUGAGCUUAGAAGCUUAACAACGGGAGCUUCCGAAGCUCGAACCAGGUUGAAGAAGAUCGCGUUGCCGAUUCUACUGGCCCUGAAACUCAAAGCCCUGAUCGUCCUGCCCAUCGUCAUCACUCUGAUAGGUCUGGUGGGCAUCAAGGGACUCGGUGCGGGUCUACUGUCCCUGCUUCUCUCCGGAGCGGUCGCCCUGAAGGCUCUGCUAACACCACCACCCCCUCCUGCCAGGGUCACUUACGGAAUUGUGAAACCUGAAAUUCACCACGAUCACUGGCACAGGUCGCAGGAAGAGGUGAAUCAACCGUACAGAGGCUGGGCUCCAGAAUUCGGACCCGAACAGUAUCCCUACCAAGACAUCCCUUAAAAAUUCCAUCUUCCAAUUAAGAUUCAUCCUCUCAUCCCUUCAUUUUAUUUAUUGCCUCUUCUCUGUUACUCGCGUUUCUAUCAAAUAAAGACAUCACGUUCUCUCUUUUCUACAA